AUCUUUUUUCAAGAAUGCAGAAAGAAAACGAAAGUAGAUAUUUUAUGUUCAAAGGCCAUGGUAUGAAUAUGACGCUGCAUUUUUAAGUGGUAGACUAUGUAAGAUAUGUCUGGAAGUGCGUGGAAGCAGACUUUGUCUCCGCGUUGUGUGUAUGUUUACGGCGAUGGAUUGGAGACAUUAGAAACCGAUCCCACUGGCGUGGAGGGAUCCUGUGCUGUUGUAACUGUUCCUGACCCAGCAGAUCAAAGGGGCGGGCGCAGACUUCUAUUGCUUUUUAAAGACGAGAGAUAUGUUCAGAGCUGCUUAGAAGCAAAGUGCAUUAACUACAAAGGGAAAGAGUGGAGAGUUGAACAUUGCAAUAAUGCCUGUGAUAUUCCAGACGAAUGGGAACAAUUUGCGGGAGCAUCAUCCCACACUCGUAUGCAGUAUCCGUCCAACGAACCAGGACCCCAGCAGAAUGAAACGUAUGCCAAUAUGCCCGGUAGACAAGAUGUAUACCCUUUAUCAAUGCCUGAUCCACGAAUGUAUCGGGCUGAGAGUGGACAGCAGAUGCCUUUCCCACCAGGACAGCAAAUCCCAAUGAAUCCAGCCCAGUAUCCAUAUAUGUAUCCAUAUCCGUACCCUGGAUUUGGGAUGCCUCAGGAAGGAGCGACAGCACAAGAAAACCCACCAGAGGGUGGAAAUUUUCCAAUUCCUCCACAAUUAUGGAUGCAACAAAUGCAAAUGUUUCAGAUGUUUGAAAAAAUGAAAGCAGGCGGGGGUGCAGGUGCCCCUCCUCCUUACUCUGUUACUGAGGAAGAACCUGAAUCGGGAGGAGGAAGUUUACCUGUCAGCAGAUCACAGGGAAGUGGGUCAGGGAUAGAAACUCAUGUAAAGUCCCAUUCUACAGAGCAGCUAUACAGGGAUAGAGAAGCAUCCGCUGAAUAUGAUCCAGACCAAGAAGAUGAUGGAAACCCAGAGAAGGAAGAUACCAGAACAGGCAAGGAUCAUUUGAAAUAA
Molecule: messenger RNA, 999 nt
Organism: Saccostrea cuccullata (small rock oyster)
Lineage: Eukaryota; Metazoa; Mollusca; Bivalvia; Ostreida; Ostreidae
Exons: 4
Coding region: 106-999 (297 amino acids)
Source: RefSeq, a predicted model, not a curated record